AGGCAAGGUUUGGGACUACGAGACGCGUUAUAGACCGCUACCAGUGGUUGUGCAGCCACAGUUACAGUUGUAAGAACAUUUGUUGCAUUUGCGCACAGACAUGCCUGCUAAACUAUCGGAGGGCACAGUGAAGGUGGACCUUUGUGGCGAGAACCCGCUGUUUUAUCGACAAAGCGAGCCAGAGAUUGGAGAAGCAAGACUUUCUAUUCUCCUGCUGCACGGCAUUCGCUUCUCGUCCCAGAACUGGCUGGAUAUCGGAACCCUUGAAACUUUGGCAAAGGCUGGCUAUCGAGCCACUGCUGUAGACCUGCCAGGCCUGGGCCAGUCCAAGGCUGCUGUGGCCCCUGCCGCGGUGGGGGAGCUUGCCCCUGGCGACUUCCUGAAGCAGGUGUGUGACGCGCUGGAGCUGGGCCCAGCGGUGGUGGUCAGCCCCUCCCUCAGCGGCAUGUACUCGCUCCCCUUCCUCUUCCAGCACAGCUCCAUGCUCAAGGCCUACGUCCCAGUGGCACCCAUCUGCACAGACAAGUUCAAGUCCCAGCAGUAUGCAGCUGUCCAGACCCCUACCCUGAUCGUGUACGGCGAUAAGGACUAUCAGCUGGGGGAGCUGUCGCUAAGCAACCUCAAACACCUGCCCAAUCACACGGUCACGGUCAUGAAGGGGGCUGGCCAUCCCUGUUACCUAGACGACCCAGACACCUGGCACAAGGCCCUGCUACACUUCCUGGAGACGCUAUGAACAUUCGAAAAUUUGCCCGGCAAGCCAGACUAAAACAUGAUGUGCAUAGUCUGAGCUUGCAUAGUCUGAGCUUGCACCAUAGGCAAAGACGCCAUGCUAAGACCAUCUCAAUGACUCACUAUACAUAUACAAAACUAGACAGAGUGUUUUCUGUAGAGGAUAGAGUCAGGCUAGAUUCAUUGCCUAGCUACGAUUAGCCUAUCCCCUAGGGCAGGUUUUCCCUAGCCUGGGUCUCAUGCAGACCCCUCGUGCAUUUCCGCUCAAC
This is a messenger RNA of Engraulis encrasicolus (European anchovy), 1001 nucleotides long. RefSeq names its product abhydrolase domain containing 14B (gene abhd14b). The record is from RefSeq and is a predicted model, not a curated record. Gene Ontology annotation, biological process: positive regulation of transcription by RNA polymerase II. Gene Ontology annotation, molecular function: hydrolase activity. The transcript is spliced from 3 exons. Bases 101 to 736 code for a protein of 211 amino acids. Gene Ontology annotation, cellular component: cytoplasm. Lineage: Eukaryota; Metazoa; Chordata; Actinopteri; Clupeiformes; Engraulidae.